AUUAACAAUUAUUGAUUUCCUGUUUUGAUUUUGUCAACACGUGCACGAUAUUUUUGUUGAAAUUCAUAUGAAAACAUGAGCAAGAAACAGCUUAACAGGAAGAGUAGCAAAAGACAGUCUGCAAAACAUAGAUAUAAGAUUUUAAAGAAAAUCAGUCAACACCAUAAGAAAGAAAAGAAAGAAAAAAGGAAAAAUCCAACCAAUAAAAAGAAGAAAGAUCCUGGAAUACCAAACAGUUUACCAUUCAAAGAAGAGAUUUUGCGUGAAGCUGAAGAAAGAAAAAGAAGGGCAGAAGAAGAAAGAGAAAAACUAAAGGAAAAGAGAAAAAAGGAUAGAGAAAAGUUGAAAAUGAAGAAAAGAAAUUUAGAUGGAAUGGUAAAAGAUGCUCAGAAAAAAACAGCUGAAUUUGAAAGAAAGCAAGAAAAGAAGUCCUCAGGAGAGUCACAUACUAGUAAUGGUGCUGUAGAAAAUUCCCUGAAGACAUUCUAUAAAGAAUUUAAAAAGGUUGUAGAUGCUGCAGAUGUAAUUCUUGAAAUUCUGGAUGCAAGGGAUCCUCUUGGUAGCAGGUGUACCCAAAUGGAAGAAGCCAUAUUGGAAAGUGGCACAAAUAAACGUUUAGUCCUUAUAUUGAAUAAAAUAGAUCUAGUACCAAGAGAAAAUGUUGAAGAAUGGUUGAAACAUUUGAGAAAUGAGUUCCCAACACUAGCUUUUAAGGCUUCUACACAAACACAGAACACAAAUCUUAGUAGAGCAAAAGUUCCUUUACAAAUGGCAAGUGAUGAUCUUUUGAAGUCUAGUCAUUGCUUAGGAGCAGACAUGUUGAUGAAGUUACUGGGAAAUUAUUGCCGGAAUAAAGAUAUCAAAUCUGCUAUACGUGUUGGAGUAGUUGGAUUCCCUAAUACUGGUAAGAGUAGUAUUAUAAAUAGCUUGAAACGUGCCAAAGCCUGUAAUGUUGGAGCCAUGCCAGGAAUGACAAGAACUAUGCAAGAAGUACAUUUAGAUAAACACAUCAAAUUACUAGACAGCCCUGGAAUUGUCAUGGCAACAGGGACAUCUGAUACAUCUGUGAUAUUAAGAAACUGUGUAAAGCUUGAAACCUUGGAUGAUCCCAUCACACCUGUUGAAGCAAUAUUGAAAAGAUGUUCUAAACAGCAGAUGAUUUUACAUUAUAAUAUUCCGGAUUAUAAAGAUAUUGACGAGUUUUUAGCUCUGCUGGCAAGAAGGAUGGGUAGAUUAAGGAAGGGAGGGAUUCCAGAUAAAAACAAAGCUGCUAGAUCUAUUAUACAAGAUUGGACAUGCGGGAAAAUAAAAUAUUUCACACACCCUCCUGAACAACAUACAUUACCAACACAUGUGAGUGCAUCCCUUGUGACACAGAUGGGGAAAGAAUUCAGUAUAGACGAUCUUAUAGAGGUGGAACAGAAAACAUUACAAGGCUUGGAUUGUAAAAGUAGUAAGCACAUGUUAGUAGAGUCAUUAGGUCCAGCCCAGGCAAUCAUGGACGAUUCACAGCUUGAUUCAGCAUUGAAAGCUAAUGAGAAAAUAGAUGAUGAGGAAAUGGACAAUGAUGAUGGUGAUGAAGAAUCCGAUGAAAUGAUGGAGGAUGAAGAAGAAGAAGGAGAAGAGUUAAAAAGAGUAGAGGUCACUCAGAUGGCAGCAACACGAUCAAGAAAGGCUUCAGUUACGUCUGCUACAUCAAAGAAAUCUAAAAAGUCAAAAACAUCAGAAGAACUUUUAAAUGAUAGUCUGGAUACAAUAUUACAACAGAAUAAGAAACGGAAAGAUGAUUAUAAGAAGAUGAGAAAACAAAGGAAGAAAGCAGAUAAAGUAUCAAAGACAUUAUCAGAUACAUUAAUGGGAUCUCUGACUAUGGGAACUGGUGAUGAUGCUGAUGGAGACUAUGACUUUAAUGUAUUGGGAUGAUUGUUGGAUGUUUUUAAAUAAAUAAAAUUGAAAUAUAC
Molecule: messenger RNA, 1961 nt
Organism: Mytilus californianus (California mussel)
Lineage: Eukaryota; Metazoa; Mollusca; Bivalvia; Mytilida; Mytilidae
Product: guanine nucleotide-binding protein-like 3 homolog
Exons: 17
Coding region: 76-1923 (615 amino acids)
Cellular component (GO): nucleolus
Molecular function (GO): GTP binding
Source: RefSeq, a predicted model, not a curated record